AUGAAGUUGCAGUGUAUAUUCUCUAAAAUAUCUGUAUUUCUCUUAUUUUGUACUGCUGUGACUAUAUCUUUUGCUAAGGAGGUUCCACUUCCACUGCCAGCAAAUGAGUCAACUCGUUUAUCAGAUUCUGCUCCUUUGUUGGAUGAUUCCAGACAAAAUGGCUUUGAACACUCGAAAUUAAAACCUGAUGUGUCCGCUGUUGCCAAUUCUAACAGGAACAGUGCGGAAAAUGUAUAUGAACGAGUGUCAAACUCCAGAUAUGCUAAUUCAAAAGAUACAGAUGUUCAAAAUGAAGUUUUUAGUGAUGGGCCUGGAGCUGUAUCGGUCAACUUAUUGACUAGUUUAAGGCAUUUACCGCCUGGAAUGCACUCAGUUCUUGUUGUUAAGGCUCUCAGUUGGGUUGUUCUGGGUGUUAGUUCAUUCUUUAUUAAACCAAUGUGUCAACGGAUGGGGUCGAGACUUGUUUGGGCAAUGAGUAACUAUACUGUGUUUGCUUGUAUGGCCCUUACAGCUAUCAUUAGUUUGGUAUCUGUCAAAGAAUGUUCUCAAGGGAUUGAACAUGCAUUUGGAGGGAGUGCAGCAAUCAGGAGUGCUGUCCUGGUUGUAUUCAACCUUCUUGGCUUUCCUCUAGCUAUUACCUAUAGCGUUCCGUUUUCCAUUACAGCAGAGUUGACUGCAGAUUCUGGUGGUGGCCAAGGUCCGUGGGACGCUCUAUUUGGUGGGGGAAAUAUACCAGCCUUUAUUUUGGCUUCCUUCUGUGCUCUGGCCGCCGGGGUUAUUGCAACUCUUAGGCUGCCUGAUCUGUCAAGUUCCUUCAAGUCAUCUGUUUUUCAUAUUGGCUAA
This is a messenger RNA of Hibiscus syriacus, 843 nucleotides long. Its product is annotated as sucrose transport protein SUC3-like. The record is from RefSeq and is a predicted model, not a curated record. Gene Ontology annotation, cellular component: membrane. Bases 1 to 843 code for a protein of 280 amino acids. The transcript is spliced from 5 exons. Gene Ontology annotation, molecular function: sucrose:proton symporter activity. NCBI's taxonomy places the organism in Eukaryota, Viridiplantae, Streptophyta, Magnoliopsida, Malvales, Malvaceae.